This is a messenger RNA of Scedosporium apiospermum, 1362 nucleotides long. RefSeq lists its product as uncharacterized. The transcript has 6 exons. Lineage: Eukaryota; Fungi; Ascomycota; Sordariomycetes; Microascales; Microascaceae. The record is from RefSeq and is a predicted model, not a curated record. The coding region runs from base 1 to 1362 and encodes 453 amino acids.
AUGGACGAUUACUUCUUUGACGAGUUUGUUUCGGAAUGCAAGUUCUACCUCGAGGAUACCCAAUACCUCGAAAUAUUCAACUAUUCUGGUGCUUUUGAACCUCCAAAGCUGAGAGCGGGCGUAACGUGCACGAGUAGCCUGAGACUAGUACUGCAAGAAAAUGCCCAGCAGCCCGAUACCUUCUCACCGUAUGUCAUAACUCUGACUCACGAUGAGUAUCGUGCGAUGGUUAGAGGCAUGCGCUUGCCCUUUAGGGCGAUUGAAGGCACCGGUGUGGUAGGGCCUUUCUUUUGGUCAUCCCUUGAUCAAGAAGAUGAAGACCCAAAUCUACAAAUGAUAUUCCGCAAGUCUGAUGUCCGUAAGAAAGGCAAGACCCGCGGCUGGGAGACCAUGCUCUCUUACAACUUCCGGACCCGCAUGACUACCGGCUACGCUAAGGGCACUCCUAGCUCCGAUAUUGGCAAGGCUAUCUCUCAUAUAAGGGCCUGUGCGACCCAAAUUGUACAUCCCCUCCUCCUGCCCAUGAUCCUUCUGUCUUAUCAAGUCGCUCCCGACAACGAGAUCCGCCAGCGGCAGGCAAGAGACUGGCUCCGUCGACUCGAACAUGCCAUUAGCGGUCGUGAUGAGAUCAGGGCUGAAGAAUCGUAUGUCACGGCCGGGAUUCUCGACAUGGACGGGAUUACUAGGGACAUGUACGAGUGUAAUGGCCAGGUGCUGUGGAAGAAACCCCAGGCUUAUAUCGACACUAUUCUGGAAUUGGAGAGGGCUAUGGGGAGGUUCAAGACCGGGACUGGGGAUCAAUUUACCAGGGAGCUGGAUAAACUUCAUAAAAGUAUGCUAGCGAGGACGGAAUUUUAUAUGGUCAAGUUGAAGGGGCUGGAGAAUUAUGCGUGGACGACGCUGGAGCGACUGAGGAUUCAGCGGGAAGCGUUAUACAACAUUGCGGCAAUACGAGAAUCUAAACUAAGUCUGCAAAUCGCCAAAGAGCAGAAAUACGUCGCCCACGCCGCCAAGCACGACGGCACAGCCAUGAAGACGCUUUCACUUCUCGGCGCUCUCUUCCUCCCUGGGACUUACCUCGCCUCCGUCUUUAGCAUGACGUUCUUCAACUUUGAAAAAGGUGCCGACCCUGUCAUCGCUCCCAGCCUGUGGAUCUAUUUCGCCAUCACGAUACCCGUAACGGCAGCUAUUGUCGGCACUUGGAUCUUUUUCAACCAACGCCGGAAAAGCAAGUUCAGAAAGGCCCAGCUCGCCGUCGAAGACGAUGUCGAAGUCAUGGAGCGCGAGAUCAUGGCAACGAUUCGGAGGAAGACUCUUAGUAAGGAGAGUACUUGGAACUCCCUAAGUCCUCGGAAACCAUGA